AUGGGGACCGCAGGACUCCAAUCCACGUUAUGGCUCUGCUACCUGACACUGCUGGUCGGCUCACUCACUCAGACCGCUAACGCAUCUCACCUCGGCCGAGUGUGCACGACUUGGGGAAACUAUCACUGGAAGACCCUCGAUGGAAAUUUCUUCCAGAUGCCCUCCACCUGUAACCAUAUGGUGACCUCGCAGUGCAAGAGCAGCUAUGAAAAUUUCAACAUUCAGAUGAGGCGCACCACAGUCAACAAUACCGCCACCAUCAGCAACAUCAUCAUGAAGCUGGAAGGUUCUGUGGUGGAGCUCUCCAAAAGCUCAGUGAUUGUCAAUGGCAAGACGGUGUCUCUGCCAUUUGUCAUAUUCGGGGUGACUAUCAAGGGAACCACAUCUAGCAUCAUGGUGGAUGCUAAGCUGGGCAUUAAAGCUAUCUGGAACCUGGAUGACUCUCUGGAUAUUGAACUCGAUAUCAAAUACCAGGGCCAGACAUGUGGACUCUGUGGAGAUUUUGACGGCAUAGCCAAUGAUUUAACGAGUGAGGGAGCCCCGCUGUCUGUGGAAAACUAUGGUGAAAUGUACAAGGUGAACGGGCCGACAGAGAGCUGUGAGGAGCCUGAGCUCAACCCGGUCUUAAGCUGCGGCAAUAAGGAUUUCUGUGACCAGAUCUUCUCCAGUGAUCCAUUCAGCAGUUGCCAAAACCGGCUGGAUGACGAAUCCUUCAGUAAAGCCUGUAUGGUUGACAUGUGCAACACCAAAAACAGCACUGACUCCAUCCUCUGCAAAACCAUCUCAGAGUUCUCCAGACAGUGUGUCCAUGCAGGAGGCCAGCCCCAGCAAUGGAGGAAUACAACUUUUUGCUAUAAAGAGUGUCCCUACAACAUGGAGUUCUUUGAGUGUAGCAGUUCAUGUCCUGACAGCUGCUCCACCCCUCAGGCCAGCAAGACAUGUGACAACCACUGUUACGACAGCUGCAGCUGCCCUGCAGGAACGGUCUUUGAUGACAUCAAUAAAAGUGGCUGUAUUGCAGUGGAUCAGUGUCCAUGUCUGCACAACAACAAAGUAUACACACCAGGAGAGUCCUACUCUCUCAACUGUAGAUCCUGCGUGUGCGAGAGUGGCCGGUGGACGUGUACGGAGGAGAACUGUCCAGGGACCUGCUCUGUGGAGGGAGGAGCUCACAUCAACACCUUCGAUGGAAAAGUCUACACCUUCCACGGGGACUGCUCCUACGUUCUGGCUAAGCAAAAUAAUGGCUCCUUAUACACUGUGCUGGCUGACCUGGUCAAGUGUGGUCUGGGUGACAGUAGGACCUGCCUCAGAGCUGUAACUCUGGCCUUAUACAGCAACUCUGUGGUUGUUAAAAUUCAGGCAUCCGGCCAGGUCUAUGUGAACCAGAUUCUUUCUCAGCUUCCGUUGUUUACACCGGAGAUCAGUGCUUUUAAGCCAUCGUCCUUCUACAUCUUCAUCAGCGUCAAGGUGGGCUUAAAAGUGAUGGUCCAGCUGUCCCCUAUGAUGCAGGUCUUCAUUUUAGCUGACACUUCACUCAGAGGAACCACCUCUGGUUUGUGUGGGAACUUCAACAACAUAAUGACUGAUGACUUCAGGGUAAUGAGCGGGCUGGUGGAGGGCACUGCUACGGCGUUCGCCAACACAUGGAAAACCAGAGCCAGCUGCCCUGACAUCACAACAGGCUUCGGGCACCCCUGUAGCCAGGGCAUCAGCAAGGAGAGCUACGCCCAGUACUGGUGCUCCAUACUAACAGAUCCCAAUGGAGUGUUUGCUCAAUGCCACGCUGUCAUUAGCCCCAGCGUAUACAAAGAUAACUGCUUGUAUGACACCUGUAACUGCGAGAAAAGUGAGGACUGCAUGUGUACCGCAGUCUCCUCAUAUGUCUACGCCUGCUCAGCGGCAGGAAUCCAGCUCACUGACUGGAGGAAGACCAUCUGCGGCAAGUUCAGUGAAUCAUGUCCAGCGGAGACGGUGUACGACUACAACAUGAUCUCCUGCGGUCGUACCUGCCGCUCCCUCAGCCAGGUUGACUACUCCUGCCAGACCAACUUCACCACAGUGGACGGCUGCGGCUGUGCCGAAGGAACCUACAUGAACGAGGAGGGGCAGUGCGUGUUCAGUGCAAGCUGUCCCUGCUAUGAUAAAGACACCAUAAUUCCUCCUGGAGAGGUUGUCAGCAAAGACGGCAGCACAUGUGUCUGCAGACAAGGCGCUCUCAGCUGCUCAGGAUUGCAACAAACAGAACCUUCAUUAUCCUGCAUUCCCCCCAUGGUUUACUUCGACUGCUCCACUGCUCUACCCGGUACCACUGGAACCGAGUGUCAGAAGAGCUGUAGCACAAUGGACAUGGCCUGUAUCAGCACAGGCUGUACAUCGGGCUGCAUGUGCCCUCAAGGCCUGGUGUCAGAUGGAACAGGAGGCUGCAUCAACGAGACCAACUGUCCAUGUCUGCACAAUGGAAAUGUCUACCAGUCUGGACAGACACUGGUUGAGGGCUGCAACACCUGCUACUGCAGUGGAAGGAAGUUCACAUGUACCACCAAUGUGUGUGAUGAAGUUUGCACGAUCUAUGGUGACGGUCACUACGUCACAUUUGAUGAUAAGCGGUUUGACUUCAGUGGACAGUGUGAAUACACACUCCUACAGGACUUCUGUGGCACCGAUCAGAGCAAAGGAACCUUCAGAAUUAUCACUGAGAAUGUCCCAUGUGGAACCACCGGGACCACCUGCUCCAAGACCAUCAAGAUCUUCCUGGGGGAUAAUGAAUUCCAACUUAAAGAUGAGAACUUCCACGUGGUAAAGGGCAGCAGCCAGGUGUUCCCUUCUCAGGUGCAAAAGAUGGGUAUUUACCUGGUGGUGAUGAUCAAGCCGGGACUUGUGCUCAUGUGGGACCAGAAGACCAGUCUUUUCAUUAAACUCAGCCCGCUGUUCCAGGGUCAAGUCUGUGGUCUGUGUGGAAACUACGACGGCAACAGUAAAAAUGACUUCACCACACGCUCUCAGGAGACUGUGGCAGACGUUCUAGAAUUUGGUAACAGCUGGAAGGUUUCGUCCAGCUGCCCAAACGCCGAACUAAUCACCGAUCCCUGUUCCUCCAACCGCUACCGGGCAGCCUGGUCCCAGAAACAGUGUAGCAUCAUCACCAGUGCCACCUUCCAGAGCUGUCAUUCACAGGUUGAUCCUGGUCCAUACUUUGAUUCUUGUGUGAGAGACUCUUGUGCUUGUGACACCGGUGGGGACUGUGAGUGUCUCUGCACUGCUGUGGCUGCCUAUGCGAAAGCUUGUAAUGAAGCUGGGGCCUGCAUUAAAUGGAGAACUCCCAAGAUGUGCCCUAUUUUCUGUGACUACUAUAAUGCCCCUGAUGGCUGUGAGUGGCACUACAAGCCUUGUGGAGCUGACUGCAUGAAGACAUGUAGGAAUCCAUCAGGAAACUGUUCCAACCUCAUUACCGCUGUGGAAGGCUGCUAUCCACAGUGUCCCCCAACCAAGCCCUACUUUAAUGAAGACACCAUGAAGUGCGUUGCCUGGAACCAAUGUGGCUGCUAUGAUGACAAAGGCACGCAUUACGGCAUCGGAGAUCAGGCUCCAUCGGACAACUGUUACUCUUGCUCCUGCACAAUCUCAGGAAUAAAAUGCAGCUACGACGUGAACACUUGCACAUGCUUCGUUAACGGAAAGACCUACGAAUAUGGUGCAACCAUUUACAACACAACAGAUGGUCUGGGAAGUUGCAUCACAGCUGAGUGUGGGGCCAAUGGGACCGUAAUCAGGACCAUCACAUCAAUGCGGGAAGACCAUCCAGGGAAGCAACAACAGGCGGGCCAUCGAGGAGUGACGCGGACCGCAGUACCGUCAUGGAAUAAAACCCCAGGCGCCCAUCAGAGCGUGACGACUCGAGAAAACAGCCGUCCAUCCAGGAGCGGGAAAACCAUCAGGGGCAACCAGUCGCAGUCAGGAGCGAGGAAAACCAAGAACAACAGGACCAGCGCCAUCGGAGGAGCGGAAGCAUCCAGAACAACAACAGCCCGCCAUCUAGGUGACUGGGCACCAACCUAUCGAGGAGACAACAACAUUGUGGAUGCUUGUCCAACCGUGCCGAUGCCAGUGAGCCGUGCGGGUAUUGGUGCGCCCCAAAAUGAUGUGUUACCAAGUCCUGACAGGUUGUGGGGUCGUGCAAUGAGGGGGGGGUGGGCCAUAGCUGUGCAGACAGCAUACUGCACCGAGAAGAAGUGA
Morone saxatilis (striped sea-bass) is the source of this 4236-nucleotide messenger RNA. Its product is annotated as mucin-5AC-like. The record is from RefSeq and is a predicted model, not a curated record. Lineage: Eukaryota; Metazoa; Chordata; Actinopteri; Moronidae. Gene Ontology annotation, molecular function: protein binding. Bases 1 to 4236 code for a protein of 1411 amino acids. Gene Ontology annotation, cellular component: extracellular matrix. The transcript has 29 exons.